CGAACUACGCACGGGGACGCUUGCCCGACGGCACGCAAACGAUACUUUUUUCGAUCCCCAAUUUUUUUCCUUGCAACUUCUGGACUGACACCUGUUGCAUGGACUUAGAAUUGUUAACAAAUAAUAAUAUCAAUAGACAAUUUUGAACUUUGAAAAUUUAUUUCACCCCAUUCAGGGAUAAAUAAAAAAUAACAAAGCUAUGCAUAUAAUAGCAGGAUAACGUCGUCAUAUCUUCCUGAACAGCAAUCAACGAAAGUCGACACCGUUGUAAUCAGCGAUAGUAAAAGGCGAGCGACAUCCUUCCGCGGUCCGAUCGCCGCCCGUCGGGAAAACUUUUCCUCUAUACAAAGUCCUUAUAGGUCGAUGCAAACUUCGCAGUCAAAAGUUCGCGUUCGCAAAGUUAUACGCACGAGUCUCGGGAACUUUUCAGUUGUACAACUCUCCAUGAAAACAAUUCCCCAACUGUUUCUGGAAACGUUUUAACUUGCGUUCUGUCCUAAUGGAAAAAGGUACAGCAUAAAAAGACGAUAAUUUGUAACAACGUGUGUAACGAUCUAAGAUAAAAUAAACUGUGAUUAAAACAAUGAACAACAUGAACUUUAUAGUGUAGUGUUAAUUAGAACUGAUCCAAUAUGGCAGCAGCAAUGAUAAGUGAUCGAGGACUUCGUAAAAAGUUGACGCAGGAGGCGAUUCCGGAGAAAACUCCGCGAAAACCUUCAAAGCGUAAAUCGACCGCGAGUAGCUCGAAGGCCGAUAAGAAAAACGAGCAAAACAAUAACAAGAGAGCGAAAGUGCACACAGGAGAUCCGAAAUUAGACCUGUUCUCCACGUAUCAGCCGUGGGUUAUACAGACGUACGGGGAUUUAGCUAAAACUAAGACGAUUACUUUGAAGAAGUACGGACGGAUUCUGCGUACGUUGCGGGGGGAGGAAUGCAACAGUUCCGAUAGUUCUAAGUUCCGUUUCUGGGUAAAGGCGAAGGGUUUCCACGUGGGCAAGCCGCCUGGGUAUGACGCGAAGCCUGCCGACGGCAUCGUGUGCAGAUAUAGCGUGCUGGACGCGGAGAGAUGCGCCGGCGGCGUCGAGGGGCAGGAUGUGUUCAGCGGCUCACAGAACGACCCACCGCUGUAUAUACCGACCCCACCAGUUAAGAAUGCACCAAAUCAAGAACCAGUCUAUAGAAAAGUGGCCGUUGUGGAAAAUUUCUUCGAUAUCAUCUAUACGGUUCACGUAGAAUUAGAAGGAAGACCUGGAAAGCAUGCGGGCCAAAAAAGAACUUAUAGAACAAUUACGGAGACGUACGCGUUCCUGCCGCGGGAGGCCGUCACGCGUUUCCUCACCGGAUGCGCGGAGUGCGCGCGGCGCCCGCGCAGCGCUUCCCCCCCACCCCUGCCGACACCUUCCCCCUCCCCCACCCGACACCCCACCUACCUCCCCUUCCUGCCCCACUGCGCGCCUGAUUACACGCGCAACUGGGAGUCUGAGAUAGACGCCGCACAUUCUAAUUACUACGAACCGAAAUUCGAGUACACGGAACUUCAGCCGCUCAAGAAAGUUGAGAGCCCCAAACCGACUGACGUUGAGGAUCCUGAACCCACGUAUAUUGAGUUAACAUCGAAGAAGGUUAACGGGUUUGAAGCUGCACCACUUUUAAGUAGAACUUCUCCAGUCGAACCCGCGUUUCAAGAAGAGGAACCGGUCAGAACAGACCCUGAAAUAGACAAAGACGAUAACAGUCUAAUAGACGUUGAAGAUGUUGUAACUGACAGUCCAGCACCACUACUAAGACCGCAGAAAGAUGAAGACACGAGGCAGUCAGAAGGCGAAAGUACUAAACCUGUGGAUAGCAAAGUAUCUAAUGAUAAGACUGAACCCAAAAAAGAGAAGAAAUAUAAUCCACUCGAUGUAGCUAAUUUAACGUCUAAAGACCCACCGAAGUCACGGUCUCCGCCUAGAAAGAAGUUGUUACCUUCGAGUAUUGAAUAUUCGUCCAACUCCUUUGGGAGGUUUCCGAAGCCUUGGAGACCUGAUGGUGGGGCGUAUUAUGGCGGAGAGGAGAUGGACUACAACGUGCCCAUUACGACUGCGUAUCUGAAGCACAUGAGGAGUAUGGCGUACCAGGACCGCAGGGAUUCAGAGAAUAAGGAUAACUUAACACCCGAGCCAGCGGACAUGAAUGAUGACGACAAUUUUUCUAGUCAGGCCCUCGCCAAAGAUGCUGAGAAGUUGAAAAUGAUGUUGCUAGCAUGGAAUUACCACAGCCAGGCACAAGGCCGCAACGGCGACAUAACGGAGACGGGAGGAGAUAGCAUGGCGGACCUAUGGGCAUCAUACCAUAGCGCUUUGGGGCUCGGCAGCAAGCCGCCGAAACCCCCUACGCCAUUGGCCACUGGCCACUCGAGUCCAAUCCACGUGGGCUCAGUGACUCCCGGCGCCGAACCAGCGUCUACACACGACGAGACUUCAUCAUCAGAUCGGACUAAAGAUGAUGAUGACGGUGGAGCAUCAGAUGAUGACUCUGAUGAUAGAGUUGAUCCGCAACAUCAUGACCCUGAGCGGCUGAAGGCAUUUAAUAUGUUCGUUCGCCUCUUCGUAGACGAAAACUUGGACAGGAUAGUUCCAAUUUCAAAGCAGCCUAAAGAGAAGAUCCAGGCUAUCAUCGACUCUUGCACCCGACAGUUUCCGGAGUUUGCCGAACGUGCACGAAAGAGGAUUCGUACUUAUUUGAAGAGCUGCAGGCGGAAUAAAAAGGUUCGAGGAGAGAUACCGACGGCUGGCAAUGGAGGAAGUACGCCUGGCUCGGGCAAUGCCUGGGAUACUGCGGUGCGGCCAACUCCUGCGCACCUGACAUCAGUGCAAGCGGAACACAUUCUGGCGCAGGCGUGCGAGAAUGAGAGCCUGAACGCUAAGCGCAUGCGUCUUGGACUCGAUCCUGUGAGCCAGCCCAUGCCGACUGUGCCCACUCCUAUGGCAAUUGACACCACAGCAACAUCAGCAGUAGCUUCAUCAUUCCUCAGUCUAUACAGUGGAGCUAUCAGUAGCCCAGCAUCAACCCCAGCUACAACCACUUCAACCAACUCGUUGCCCACUGCUGGGCACAGCAAGGCUGCGGCCGACACUACCAGGCCAUCAGCAAGCCCCACUAUGGACAACCCGUUGCUGAACAACAAUAAUCUGAAGCUGGAUAACGCUAAUGGGAACGCUGGGAGUAAGACUGCUAGCCCUGCGUCAUCGCCAGCACCUCUGUUCAGACCGUCAUUCCCAAACACGUUUGGCACUCCGCAGACUUUUGGACGACAAAAUUCAAACCCGAACCCUGCAUCAUCAGCGCUGACCAGUAGCGCUCUACUGUCCACACUUACUGCUCUGCCCCCUACCGGAGCAGGCGUGAACGCAGCGAUGGCGGCCUACCAGAGCGCGCUGCUGUCCGCCAUGGCUGCGCACACGCAUACGUUCCCCACCAGUCUCUCUGCACCAACAGAUCUGUCACUCAAGAGCUCAACGCCGACAUCCCUGCACGGGACCUCCACAGCAUCAUCUCUUGCAUCCACGACGGCCAGCCAGACCAAGCCACAGCUUCUCUCACAUAAGCUGUCUGGCGCCGAGGUAGGUGCAGUUCGGCAGCUGAUCACCGGCUACCGCGAGUCAGCCGCAUUCCUCCUCCGAUCGGCCGACGAGCUCGAAGCACUACUCCUCAACCAACCCUAGGAUACGGCUAAACCCCUAACAGACGUAUUCGGGUUCAAAUUUGGAUAUUUCUAAAAAUCUGUGCUCGUGAGUGACAAAAUUCAAGUGCUGCAAACUGUUUCGGGGGUUAUAUUAAAUCAAAUUAAGUGUUAAGCACAGAAAUUUCUGGAUUUCGGGAUCUUUGAACGGACUAACUGGUUAGCAAAUUGCCAACCUUCAAAAAUGUUGAAAAUUUCUGACUGAAUUAUGCCAAUUUUACUAACAAUUACAACACUUUUAAUUGUUUCUACAUAUUACAUUUAAAUCAAUAGUUAUCCGAUUUGUCAAUAGUUACAAUUGCUGGGUUGAGGUGGACAGUUGCCAGUACAAAAAUGUGACGAAUAAGUGUUGCCAUACUAGUAACUGGACAUUUCAUCUCACCAUAGAUUAAUUAAAUUUUUUCAAUAGACAUUUCACACAUCGCUUACAUUUACCCGAAAUAAGUAGAAUACACAAACAUAGAUUAUGUUAAAAAGGAACUGUAUGCUGACAACAUUAUUUAUUGCGUGAUAUAAAAGAUUGUUGUUCCAAUUGGUAGUGUUGCCAGUAAACUACAUUUGUCCAAAUUAUUAAGUAGAAUUACGAGUCUAUUCACUGAUAAUACAUGUGUCUAAGAAUGUGCUCACACUUGUCGACUGAGGACGUAAUCCUAGUUGUUUACAUAUUUAAUUGUUUCUCGGUACGUCCGCUUGUCUACUGGGUAUGUCGGCAAGCGUGUGCGCACUCUUAGAACGACUCUUUCGGCGUUCACAAAAUGAAUCGGUCAAAAUCGCAUUUUGUUUUGUCAAAGUCGACAAAGUCGCAAACUUAGAAGUCUACUUCGGCGAUCGUACAAAGCUGCCAUAAUUAUUGUAAAAAAUCUAAAUGUUGCCAUUUGAAACUCGUUGGGAGAGUACAAAAUUAUUUUUGUGUAUAUUUAGAUUAUAAGAGAAAAAAAUCAGGGAGUCUCUAGCGUUAGGUUAAUAAAAAAAAACGAUUUCUUGCCUGGUGCGGUUUAUAGUAUAGUAUAUCGAUUAUCUCAUCGAAAAUUGCUUGAAAAAGGCGGCUAUUAAAUAUUUGGAGUACGAAAUACAUCUUUUCUUGAUUGGGUGACUUCGAAACUCGGACACAUUGAGAUCGGUCUCGAAGGUUUUGAACUACUUUUUGUGUAGCGGCAUUUUAAUGUCCCUGACGACUUCGAAGUCAACCUAAAGUUAACACUUAGGUUGAAGCGGCAUUUUAGUAGUAAGAAGGCACGAAUUUAUUUGUUGUUUUGUAUAAUAGCGCUCUAGCUUUACAAUGAUUAAUAUAUUUAUAAUUUUAAACAUUUUCAUUAUUUAAAAGAUUCUAUAAGUCUUUAUGUAUAUCGUGAUCGGCUCCAUCCAAAAUCAUUUUUGCUUAGUUUUUUCUAAAUAGUUUUAGUUUUUUAUUCAUUAUUCGCUUUGCUCAGUACAAUGGAAAGAUUUUUGACUGUAUCUGUUUGUUACCAUAGAUGUAUGGCCAAGUACUGUAUGUAAGGUGUUAAAUAAGAUACUUGCUUACGGUGUACAAAAUAUUCCACUUCUUUAAAAAAAACUGUAAAACCUAUUUUUCAAUUAAAGUUUCUGUAAAUUUUGGCCUAAAGUAAUUUCGUUGAGCAAAAAGUGGAUUUGGGUAAUACCUCGUAAAUGUUAUUUCUGUUGUUAACUGUAGUUUAGUUUAACUUCUGGCCAGUUUUAUUCAAUUUUUGUAAUCUAUAAUAUAAUUUCGAUGAUAAGGUUAAACAAAAUAAUACAAUAGAAUAAUUAAAGUCACAUAAACGCUUAUUAUGUUGCUACUGAUUUCAUAACUUCAAAUGUUUCGACCACUGUAGAACGAUCCUUGAAGGAUCAGUUGACCAAUUGCGACUCAGAGUUUUGUGACGUCAUCACUCAUCGUCCAAUCAGGGAAUAGACCUCGUCUACAAUGGUAGCAACAUUUGAAAUCUGCAAAUAAUGUAUAAUAUUUUCUCAACUUUGCCAGUUUUUCUCAAUAGUGUUAAAAGCUUAACGCCAGUUUUAAAAUAAAAUUGUAAAUUCACUUUUGAAUACAAAAAUUGCCAAAGAAACGAAUUGAUUUUUCGUAAUUGAAUUAUGUAUGGUAUGUGGAAUUGCUGAUUAAUUUACUUAUUAUAAUUGUAAUACUUUUGAAGUUAAGGUUAAUUUAGGGUUAGUUAUUAUUUUUUUGUUUUUGAAAAGUCAUUCCAAUAUUUUUCUAAAAUGGACACUCGGUGCGAAGGGAAGCUAGUAGUCAUUGUAUAUGAGAAAAAAAAUGUAAAAAGUAUGUUUAGAAUUAUAAAAAAAGUUGAUUAGAAAUACGUGAAAGUUGAUGUUGGGAUAACGAUAAAAAACGAAAAUGGUGGUAAUACGUUGAGAACAUGAAUUUGUUAGACAUUAAAAUAUAUUAUUAUUAGAGAUGUAUAAAUGGUUUACAAUUAUUAUUAUCUAUUAGUUCGAGAGAAAUACAAAAUGGUGAAAAAAAAACGACAAAAUGGCGAUUGUUACUAUUAACGAUAUGAGAAUUUAGUUAUAAUUUUGCAAUUUCAAAAUGUGAGUUUUACAAUUUUGAAAAAGAAAAUAUUAAAUAUGCUCAUAUACUGAA
Molecule: messenger RNA, 6323 nt
Organism: Helicoverpa zea (corn earworm)
Lineage: Eukaryota; Metazoa; Arthropoda; Insecta; Lepidoptera; Noctuidae
Product: nucleolar protein 4
Exons: 14
Coding region: 633-3707 (1024 amino acids)
Source: RefSeq, a predicted model, not a curated record